Molecule: messenger RNA, 4845 nt
Organism: Strongylocentrotus purpuratus (purple sea urchin)
Lineage: Eukaryota; Metazoa; Echinodermata; Echinoidea; Camarodonta; Strongylocentrotidae
Product: neuron navigator 2
Exons: 9
Coding region: 876-4625 (1249 amino acids)
Biological process (GO): nervous system development; neurogenesis
Molecular function (GO): protein binding
Source: RefSeq, a predicted model, not a curated record
ACAGUUCUUUUCUGCCCAUCAACUCACUCAGCUUGAAAAUCUGGAAGUUUUUUAAUUCCUACAAUCAUUUCUCAAUUAAUUUUUGCUAAUAUCUAUAUGCCUUGUGAACUUGCUUAGAAUAUGGAUAUUCCCCUGCAGAAACAGGAGAAUAAAGGUGUCUUAGUGAUCUGAGUGGCCAGUAUUGCAAUAUGGAUUAUACCUGUUUUUUUUAAAGGAGAGUCUUUGUCAGAAGAUUGUAUUUGGAGUUUGGCGAGGUAGAUGAUUGCAGAACUGAACAGUGUGUUACCUCUAAUCUUUGUUAUCUUUGUAUGUCUUUUGAGAAAGAGAGUGAUGAACUUGUUCUACCAGGAUUCCCAAAAGAUGAUUUUGUAUUGACCAUUUGAAGAGCGUGCAUUGGAAUACCCUGAUAUUAAACUCACUGGAAAUAAUACAAAUAUUCAACCAUCUCCAUUUUGAAAAUUGUUAACGAGCGCAGGAUUCUGGAUUGAUUUUGAACCUUGUAUCUUCAGGUUCAAAGACUCCUGAGGAACCACUGAACCAGUUAUCCUCUCUCAGUAAACUUCAACGAAGAUUUGAUUGCCCCGAGGGCAGCAUUAGACAAACUUGAAUCCCCUUGACAAAUUUAAACCAUGACCUUUAGCGGGAUCGCAUCUUCUCCAUCACACCUGGAUUUCAUUCCAAGCUAGUUGAUCUUCUUUCAUUUCCUGAUCUACACUGAUUGGGCGAAUCACUUCUUAGAGAAGGCAGGGAACACCAAUGUUAUCGCUGAUCUUCAGGUUGAUAUCGCCAAUGGAGUUCUACUAUCCCACGUCAUUGAUGCCGUCACUAAUGAGAAAGUCGCUGGGAUCAACCCCUCUCCUAGGACUACUAGUCAGAUGAUAGAGAAUAUUGAGAAAUGUUUAGGAUGUCUAAACUCUAAAGGCGUAGCAACUGAUGGUCUUUUAGCCAGAGAUCUACAUCAAGGUAACCUCAAGUCCGUCUUGGGACUCUUCUUCUCCUUGUCACGCUACAAGCAACUCCUCCAGCAGGAGGAUCAGGAGAGGCGCAAGAAAGCUGCUGCAGGAGGCGGGAACACGGUUGCCCAGCAACGAGCGCAGAAUGCAAAACAUGCUCAGCCUCCUCCACCGCCACGUCCAAACGGUCACUCCAAGCCCUCGUCGGCCCAACUAAGAGUAACAGGUGCCCGUCUUGCGGUCAGGCCUCAGGCCACGGUCAACGGAACCUCUUUGUCCUUUGGGGAACCAUCAUCGAUCAACUCAUCAACCACCAGCUUGUCAGUUGCCUCAAACCCAACCAGAACUCAAGGACGAGCUAUACCCAAUGGGUCAAGUCGAGCCAAUGGAAACAAUAACAACAUAGCUGGACAAGCAGCAUCAAGAAUUAAUGGCUCGUAUCAAGGAAUUAACAAGUCGUCUCAGAACUUGACCAGUGGUGUCCAGAAACAGACUGAACGACAAGUCCAUGUUGGGGCAAGUAACGGCGUAACGCAACAAGCGAAGGUCGCCCCAAACCAGUCAGUCAGACGCGUCGCACAGAGCGGUGCAAGUAAAGGUAGAGAGGCACAGAGUGCAGGGAGAGCAGCGGCAAGUUCGGGAAGAGCAGCCUCACGGUCGCAGUCUCCUCCUUCACAUGUCCAUUUGAACGGGGCUAAUAAUCAAAGCAGAGGUCGAGCGACGCAGGAAAAAGAAUCGACCCGUAGCACCAGUCAGCAGAAGUCGGGACGGGUGACACCCAAUCCGCAUACGUCAGGGCGCUCCACUCCCAACCCGCACGAUAAGCUCGGGCAACCUGCCCUCAACGGAUCUAGGAACACUGUAAGUGUUGAUCAGCGCAGAACAGCGGGGCAAGGUCCGAAGCAACGUUCAUUAUCGCCCUCCGAACAAGCUCCUUCGAAACCCACCAAUCACAGUACAGUCAGUAGCUCCAGCAGCCACGGGGCUAGAAGUCAGAGCGGGGCUAGUAGCUCCGGCUACCAUCACUCAUCCGGGCGAUCAUCCGGCGGGUCAGUGACCAGUAUGCCCAAGCCUCAGACAAGGCCCAGCCAUGGGGCUACGAGUACUGCGGGGGUUGUACGGCGGCAGCCCCCAGCCGGCUCAUCCUCACAAAACUCAGGCAAUGUUCGUAGGAAAGGAUCAAGCAGUGCUCGAAGCUCUUCCUCCGAUAUGGGUUCCAGGAUCCCCACCCCCAACAGUGGUCCUGCUGCCCCUAGGGGCGGGGGACUCAAGGCUCCAGGACAGCGUAAUUCCAUCGGUGCCUCGAUUAGCAAUGAUAAGAGUCGAGGCCCCUCACCUGUUCCCAACUCACAUGGUGCAAUACCAGGAUCCAAGAAGACAUCAUCAUCUCAGGUCCACCAGUCUUCAUCAGGCAUCCCAUCUACCUCAUCUACCUCCAACAUGAAGCCUCCUGGCUCCGGUCUAGCCGCACCCCGCUCCCAGACCAGAAGCCCCUCCCCUGGCAUGGCAUCCAAGGGCGGAGCAGGGUCCUCAUCAAAGCUUGAUGCUGCAUCAAAGAGCAAAGCCAGGUCGAGUUCAGUGCCAGCUGGCCAGAAGGGUAUUCCAACCCCUAAGAGCAGUGCAGGGGGUGCAGGCAAACCCCCUCUAGCAGCAGGUGGUGGUGGUGGUGGAGACAAGGCGGGGUCGAAGAUACCCCCUGCAAACAAUGGAAAGGGCUCCAUGCUGACCAAGCUCAAGAUAUUUGGGAAGGAUGGGAAAGGGCCACCACCAGCCGCUAAAGAGAAGGAACCGGAGAAGCCAAAAGAUGCGGUCGUCAAGAGUAAACCUGCUCCCGGGAAGUCAUCGAUAGCAAAACCAUUACCCCCAAAGAGAGACUCAUCAUCUGGUAGGCAAGCUGCACCUGCCAAGAAACCUGCUGCAAAGGAAUCCAAGUUAGCGCCUCCAAGCAAGGUAGAGAAGAAGGUCAAGGCAGAGGAACCUGUGCCUGAGAGCCAUGAAUCCCGCGUUGCAAGAGAGAGAACAAACUCUAAUGGGGCUGUAUCGCCUGGCCUGACUUUGGGGUCUAGUAGCCCCAAGAAUGCUCUCAAGGCUGUGGCGCAGAAAACAAUUGGAAGAGCCUUUGGUGGGGCCAAACCAAGGACUUCCCCUAAACUAGGUCACAAGGAAUAUGUGCAAUCUGAUCUCAACAACAGUGACUUGAGUGAUGAAGGCUCUAAGUUGCCGAUGCCAGAAAGCAAGCUGAAAUCUAGAUUGCCAUUACAUAGUGGGGAAGGUGAUGGAAGCGUAAAAAGCGAUAUAUUAGAAUGUGGAAAAAUGAGCGGACUGAAAAUGCCAUCAAAUAAAAUGAGUACUAGCAAGGUUAAACCUGUGCAGACAGUCACAAGUCAACAGCAUGGAGGCCCUAGUGGUGCCUCACAGAUUCCAAGUUCAAGGGGAAUUCCCAAACCAGGUAGCACGCAAAGGUCAGGACUCAAAGCCCCUGGUGCUACUGCUGCAAAGAAAACAGAACCCACUCCGAGCAGCGAGAAAGAAAGUGAGGAGAAAGUAACUUAUACAAGGGGUGGUGCGUACAGUCCUGUACCACCAAAACCUCCUCUACAAACUGAACCAAUACCAAUACUAGAUAGUGAGAAAGCCGUUGUAGAACCUAGUAAGUCCCCUGUGGUAAAGACGCCGUCUUCGGGUGGUCGUAACUCCAUAACCACAUCACCUAGUCACAACCGUUCCCCAGCUAACACAGCAACGGUUGCGCCAUUCAACUAUACUGGAAGUCGGCCCCCAUCCAAGGACUGCAGCGACACGAUAAGCAUUGCUGCGUCUAAUGAGACAGACUCGGCCAACGGCACUCCUAUCCACAGCCAGAUUAGUAUCUCAUCCACCACGAGUCAGUCUUCAGAGAACAGUGUCAUCUUCCAGCCCAAGAUGGAGGAAGACUUCUGCACAACUGUCUACAAGAAUGACAAGGCAGUCACAACCUUUGGUAGUACGCCCAAGCAACAGCCUCGUGUCCUCAAGUCCAUCCCAGACGUCCAGAGCUCAAGCGAUUACAACGUGACAGUCAUGAACUCGCAGGUUGGUGCCAGGCCCUCGCCGGUGCCGAACCGUGCGACUAAGGAGACAACCUUUGGUGACAGCAUCACGACUCAGCUGAAGGAGCCUUCGCCGGAGGUGAGGCAAUCUCCGGAUAUGCCCAACUCUCAUCGUACCUCCAGCUUGACCCGUCGAGGCUCCUUAGGCUCGACCUCCAAGCUCAGGAGCAUGUCGACCGUCUCCAUACCCACAGAGUCUACCAAUGAUAGCACCGUCAUGACAACCAAACCUGAUGGCACCUACCAGCCUCUCCUUAGCAAGGGCUAUCUUAACUCCAUGCGACGGACCUUCUCUAACCGCUCACACCUUAAUGACCUUCAGUUCACAGAUCAAACAAAUCAAACUCUCAUCGAUGACUGCAAUGACUAUGUGAGUGAGGAUAUAGCCAGUGGCUACGUGAGCGAUGGCGACAUCUUGCAUCGCUCUGCAGGCCUUGGUGAUAUAGGUAGCGGUUACAUGAGUGAAGGAGGAGGUACGCUGUAUGCAAGGCGUAUUGGGAUGUCCUUCAGAGUGCAUGAUGGGAUGGCCGCUGUACGAGAGUAUCUCUCCAAGUCCAUGGACCUCAGUGACGAAGAAAGGUAAGAGACCACUCUGUAAUCCCCUUUUAUCUAUGUUGUUUUUGUUGUCUACUUUCUUGUUUGUUUUUGUUUUAUUUGUGUAACUAUUUGAUAUUGUUUUUACAGUAAAUAUUACAUCAGUUUACUCAGUGACUUCAGCUGAUAUCAAUUUCGGAGCUACCUUCCUAAGCCCCAGACUAUAUAGAUAGAUACCUGCGCUAUACAAGACAUCAUUAAAGUCAUUC